AUGCCGCCGGCCACCGAACACAACAAGUCUGGUGCUCCGAGAGUGGAUCUCCGCAGCGCGAUAGGCCUGCUACAAAGCUACCACACAGCCAUCGACGGCAAACCGGAUGCGGAAAGGUUGAGCCUUGUCGACUACCUUCGACAACGUCCAGAUCUGCUUGAUGUCAACGAACUGACUAUAGGCGACGUGGACGAGCUGACAGGUCUCUAUCGCGCAGCCGCACAGGAAUACGAUGGCUCCCUGGGUCAAGCGUCCGAUGAAGCACCGCUCGGGGCGACAAGCAAGGCUCAGAAGAAAACAGAUGCGGGCGGAAGACUGUCACCAGAGGCUGGACGACGACGACCACGCACCCAACAGGCAAGUACCGCAGGCUUUCGGGCAAGGUCGUCAUCCUCAUUGCGAGAGAGUGAAGAGAAGAUCGAGGUUCCGGACGAAUGGGCGCAGAAGUCGUCCCAAGUCAUACAGGACAGCGUCAUCGUUAAUCAGCUUUCAGCUAACCUCGCAAACGACCCAGCAGAAGACUCCAACGCGCAGUUCUCGGUGGGAAGGAGUUUAGCGAAGCGCCCGCAGCCAGAACUCCAGCCUCACCUGGAACAAGAUCAAUGCCCGGUCUUCAGCUGUUUAGAGCCAGCUCUGGCGUUGGACGUUGAGUUUGACGUGCUCAACUUCGCAACCCACAUUGCGUUUACUAUUGCGAUCAAAGACUUCAGAACGGGGCGUAAUGUUCUCAACACGCGGGUUGGACACGGAGAGCUGACCGCAGACGAGAUGAUUGAAGAGUAUCACGACAAGUGUCCCGAUAUGGCUUCCAGCUCCACAAGCGCACUGAGAAUGGGUUCGAUUCAACACAUUCCAGACAUGCGGAAAAGGCUAACCGAGCACAGCUUCAGAAACGCUUUCCAGCGCUAUUGUCCCGGAGGUAUGGCCUUCGGCACCGAAUUUAGCGAGAUGCAAGAUAUCAUCUUGAAAGCAGGCUUCGACCCAAUAACGCACGCCGUCAUUUCCUACAGCACAAAUCUCGACCUUCAAGUUUUCUGGAAAACAGUCAACAUCCAACAUGUGGCGAAGAGCAUGCUGAAGAGCGCGCCACGGGACGGCAGCACCUUAACUGGAAUAUACAGGACAUUGUUUGGAAUCGAAGAUGUUACCGCCCACGAAGCUCCGGCAAAUACUCUAAUGUUACUCGACAUCAUCCGCAUAAUCGCCGCGUUCGGACCGACAAAGGAUUCGCAACUGGAAGGCCACUAA
Molecule: messenger RNA, 1248 nt
Organism: Alternaria viburni
Lineage: Eukaryota; Fungi; Ascomycota; Dothideomycetes; Pleosporales; Pleosporaceae
Exons: 4
Coding region: 1-1248 (415 amino acids)
Source: RefSeq, a predicted model, not a curated record